AUGCAUUUCUUCGCCAAGCUCGUUACCGCUCUCCCCGCCAUCGCCGGCGUCGCUUCAGCCGCAGUAAUUCCUCGCGAUGUUGACGCCUCCACAAUGACCACGGACCUUCAGGGACUCACCACCAUGUCCAGCGACACGGAUACCCUCGCCAAAGAAAUCGAUGCGACCAAGCCUCAAAGCAGCAUUGAUGUUGUCAACAGCCUGCGAGACCUUAUCAAGGCCACAACUAAGGAUGCCGCCGCCGCCGCAGACACGCAGCCUUUCUCCGAUGAUGCCUCCCAACAGCAGGUCUGCAAUGCCUACAACACGUUCGCCACGACCCAGACGGCUAUGCUGAACACGCUCACCGCCAAAGCCAAUGACGCUAACGCAAGCGGAUUGGGUGCCCCUAUCGGUGCUGCCCUUCGUGUCCUAGAGGGCGCUGACGAUACCUACUCAUUCGAGAUUAUUGAAGCCGUUCCUACUUGCGCGGACGCUGCCAAGGCGGACAAGACCACACUCGACACGGCAAUGGAGGCGGCAGUCAACGCAUACUCCUAA
Molecule: messenger RNA, 540 nt
Organism: Lasiodiplodia theobromae
Lineage: Eukaryota; Fungi; Ascomycota; Dothideomycetes; Botryosphaeriales; Botryosphaeriaceae
Exons: 4
Coding region: 1-540 (179 amino acids)
Source: RefSeq, a predicted model, not a curated record